Messenger RNA from Trichobilharzia regenti, 1232 nucleotides. Lineage: Eukaryota; Metazoa; Platyhelminthes; Trematoda; Strigeidida; Schistosomatidae. The record is from the annotation of a GenBank genome assembly.
GGGAAGGACCACAUAUGGUCACUUCGAGAUGGGAUUACGCGGACACAUUCGCAAUGACGAACAAUGAGAGGCGCGUGAACGUCAGCGAGCUCCAGAAAUGGAUACAGCGAGACAAGCCAACGAUGACGCCUGCACCAAGUAGAUCAAGCCGACUUCAGUCGCACGUAUUUGACGGGGGGACGAGUGUGGUGAGAGCAGGCCGUGAGAAAAUAUGAGCAAGGCUGAUUCAACAACCAAUCACAGCAAAGUUAACGUGGCAAAAUAUGAUUCGCAGAUAGAGAACUCUAUUUGUCGAGGAAUCCCGAAACAACCAAUCAGAAGCCUGCGUUUGUCUGCCUAACUUCUGAUAAACAACCAAUCAGAUGACUGCACUUGUCUACUUGCAUAAGCUAUAAUAAUGUAUGUGAAAUAUGUAUAAAUACGUGUUGAAUUUCAUAAUAAAAGGAUCUGUUACCUGGCCCUUGUCUUCUGUUGUUACAUUUGGUGUCGCUGCCUACCGACAAAUGGAAAGCCUAUGCCUUGCUGUUUUUGAUGGAGACAUAUGGAUCUUCGGGCAGGACUUCAAGGCUUCUGCGCAGUUGAGUGGCGUUCAAGAUCUGUCAACGAUGGAGCUGCUACUUGGGACGCUGCUAGGAGGUCGGGUGAAAGCAGCAUAUGAAAGUGUGAGACGAAAUACUGACGAAUGUUCGACAGGGUCAGGCAAACAGUUUCCAAAGUGGGAAGGACCACAUAUGGUCACUUCGAGAUGGGAUUACGCGGACACAUUCGCAAUGACGAACAAUGAGAGGCGCGUGAACGUCAGCGAGCUCCAGAAAUGGAUACAGCGAGACAAGCCAACGAUGACGCCUGCACCAAGUAGAUCAAGCCGACUUCAGUCGCACGUAUUUGACGGGGGGACGAGUGUGGUGAGAGCAGGCCGUGAGAAAAUAUGAGCAAGGCUGAUUCAACAACCAAUCACAGCAAAGUUAACGUGGCAAAAUAUGAUUCGCAGAUAGAGAACUCUAUUUGUCGAGGAAUCCCGAAACAACCAAUCAGAAGCCUGCGUUUGUCUGCCUAACUUCUGAUAAACAACCAAUCAGAUGACUGCACUUGUCUACUUGCAUAAGCUAUAAUAAUGUAUGUGAAAUAUGUAUAAAUACGUGUUGAAUUUCAUAAUAAAAGGAUCUGUUACCUGGCCCUUGUCUUCUGUUGUUACAUUUGGUGUCGCUGCCUACCGACAAAUGGAAAGCCUA